This is a messenger RNA of Lucilia cuprina (Australian sheep blowfly), 805 nucleotides long. RefSeq names its product putative nuclease HARBI1. Lineage: Eukaryota; Metazoa; Arthropoda; Insecta; Diptera; Calliphoridae. The transcript has 2 exons. The record is from RefSeq and is a predicted model, not a curated record. The coding region runs from base 95 to 805 and encodes 236 amino acids.
CAAGAUAUAGUCUAUCGUAUAUUUUCAUGUGUAUGUAGAUAUUUAUGUUGACCACUGAUGUUGUUUUAGAAAUCGAGCUUUGAGUGUUAAUGAAAUGUUGUUGUUGACUCUUCGAUAUUACGCAUCAGGAAAUUUUCUAAUAACUGUCGCUGAUUAUUGUGGAGUAAGUGUUAUGACAGCAAGUAGAACUGUGAAAAGGGUAUCAAAAGCAUUGGCAAAACUGUAUCCAAAAUUUAUAAAAAUGCCAAAAGUAACAGAACUUAAAUCAAAUACAAAUGCUUUUUACAAUAUUGCAAAAUUUCCAAAAGUUUUCGUAAGUAUAGAUUGUACUCACAUACGUAUUCGGUCUCCCGGUGGAAAUAAUGCGGAAUUGUAUCGAAAUAGAAAGGGGUAUUUUUCCUUUAAUGUACAAGCUAUUUGCAACGCACAUUUAGAAAUUAUGGAUAUUGUAUGUAGGUGGCCAGGGUCAGGGUCAGCUCCAUUGACUAAUCCCGUAACACAUGCAGAAAUAUUGUACGAGUCACAAAUACGAACACGAAAUACUAUCGAACGAUGUUUUGGCGUAUUGAAAAGGCGAUUUCCUAUAUUAAGUUUAGGUAUGCGUGUAUCAAUAGAUACAUCAAUGGCAAUAAUUGUGGCAUGUGCAGUGCUACACAACAUAGCUGUCAAAUAUAAAGUGGAAGAACCCUCGGGAGAGGUUAGUUUAAAUUCGGGAACUACAGAUGAUCAAUGUUCUACAAAUACAGAAGAAUUUUCAACAAAUAUAGCACAAUCCCAUGUUAGAAGUCAUCUAAAUUCAUUUUGA